UCCAUGGUGGCCUCAAUGGGGCGGAGUAGUGUAGGCUGUGCUGCUGUGAAACGAGUUAGCUGUCAUUUUGGUAAGGUUUAUCAGAAGAGGCGGAUAGACACCGCGGGCCAACUGUGGGCACUGGCGGUGGUAAUGAAACACCAAAGUAGUCUGAACGGCCGUUACGGAGAAGUAUAGUGAUUGAUGGAGUCCGGAGACGUAUGAUGAAGGCCGGCCAGAGGGUGAUGCUCCAUCUCUGGCUAUCCCCCUACUUUCUUACGUUUUUGUUGUUUUCAGGGAUUCUCGCCAGAACCGCACUUGGAUUUAAUAAUAUUACCAAUGGGUACUACACUGAAGGCAGAAAUACGACACAUUCUAGUGUUGCAUCUUCUUAUACCAGGAACGAAGAGCACGGAGAGGUGAGGAUCACCUGGGGCAUCUCUACGCAAGGUACCAGUGCCACCACUUUGGUGACAGAAGGAAAUACAACACUGACAUUUGUGGCUACAGAGGAGAAAACGACGGGAACCGGUGGAACAGAACCAUUAUUAGCUUCUUCGCAAUUUAGGACGAGUGUUGCUGCGUCUGUCACUGAACUGGGGCAGUUUACUACCGCAGCAACAGAAAAGGUGACAAUACCUGCAACAACAGAAAAGGUGACAAUACCUGCAACAACAGAAAAGGUGACACCAUCGACUACAACAGCAACAGUUAGAACUGUAGCGGCAACCGUAUCCACAACAAGUACGGCACCAACAACGUUUGGGGUAGCUUCCACUACCCCACCUUCCACCACAGAACCUUCAUCAUCAUCUUUUCCUAGCACUGCAGGCGAAACCACUUCCCUGUUGAUCGAUACAACUAUUCUCAGCACAGUCCUAACCAGCAAGUCACCUGCUGUCACUGACAUAGACAAUGAAAUCGAGCGCAAAGGCUACGUGUGUAACUGCAGUAGUACUGGAAGUACGAAUGUGCAUCAAUGUAAUGCAACAACAGGCCAGUGUCAAUGUUUCCAUGGCUACAGUGGUAAACAGUGCGAAGUAUGCGAAGAUGGAUUUUAUCACAACUCCACAACGGGACACUGCCUCCCCUGUAACUGCAGUACUCUAGGAAGUAUCAACUCAUCUUGUAAUAACUCAGGAAGGUGUCAUUGUAAAGCUGGAACAACAGGCCUAAAAUGUGCUGAGUGUAAAGAAGGGUUCUUCAGAUUGAAUGAGUCAGAAUGUGUACCCUGCCAGUGCAACAACCAUUCAGAACAAUGUGAUGCAUUAACAGGCGCCUGCUUGAACUGUCAAGGUAACACCAAGGGAGCUCGCUGUGAAGAGUGUCAGUCCAAUUUCUUCCGAAUACCUAAUGCAUCCAUUGCAGAUGACUGUAAGCAGUGUCCCUGUUCAUCAGUGACAUCUACAGAGAGUUGCCAUAUAGAGUCCUAUGUCCCAGUGUGUGACAAAUGUAAUCUUGGAUAUACAGGUCCAAGCUGCAAUGUUUGUGACAAUGGGUACUACAGUGCUGACAGCUUAUGCACCCAGUGUAACUGCAGUGGGAAAGAGAACCCUAACCAAGUACCAGUAUGUGAGUCUGAGACAGGCCGAUGUCUCACAUGUACGAGCGGUACCACAGGCUUUCACUGUGAGAACUGUAUGGAGGGUUAUAUCAGAGACCCAGGAACAGGAGACUGCACAGUUGAAGAAAUAUUUACCACUAAUUUACCAACUUCUCAGAGUCCAUCCACUGUUUCCACUUCAAGUUCAACCUUAAAAACAGAUACUACAGCACCACCAGUGACAAACAGUACAGUUUUAACAAGUUUCCAGACAGUCUUUUCUACUGCUACUAAUACUUUGGAAAACAGUACCUCCACUUUGGCUGAUGUCUCAUGGACUCAGUUUAACAUCAUCAUUUUGACAGUCAUUAUAGUGGUUGUGGUGCUGCUUAUGGGAUUCGUAGGUGCUGUUUAUAUGUACCGUGAACAUCAAAACAGGAAACUCAAUGCACCAUUCUGGACCAUUGAACUCAAGGAAGACAACAUAAGUUUUAGUAGUUAUCAUGACAGUAUUCCUAAUGCAGAUGUAUCAGGAUUGCUAGAGGAUGAUGGUAAUGAAGUGGCACCCAAUGGACAGCUGUCGCUAACAACUCCCAUGAACAGCUUUAAAGUAUGACACCUACUACAGUCGAACAGUGAACCUUUCCAAGUUGGAAGUUUUAGCAUUGGCAGGCAUCUUGUCUGAUAGCUUAAACAUCUAAUGUAAUGACCUAAACAGGGUACUAAAAGUGGCUUCCAACUGGAGUAGCUCGUUAGUACAGUAGCUGAAAUGAGAACUUUUUUGCACAUUUUAGGUAAAAGAUUGUCAAGAACCCUCCCAGCACUUGACACAGGUGAGCCUGAUUGUAAAUAUAAUCUAUCUGCACUGCAUGUACGGGAUUGAGGACUGUGGGUAAUAUGACUGAAAUGAAUAUAUUUUUCUACAAAGUAGCAUAACAGAGCACAGGGUCUAGCACCUCUACCCAAGUCAUUUCGAACUAAAGAUUCAGCUGCAGUAAUGUAUUUGCAAGCAGCUAGAUUUUGCUGCCCUGUUUCAACAGAGUACGAGGUAUGUGGAGUAGCACAUCAUUUUAAUUUAGCAAACAAAACAAAUCCCUUAAUUCUUAAUCUUAAAUGUCACUGCAGCCCUUCUUUUGGGACAGAAUUAAUUUGAGCGUACUGUGGGUAGAAAAAGAGAAAGCAGAAGUCACUUUUUUGUAUUGUGAUUUUUUUUUAUUUAUAAAAAUAAUAAGGGAUACAUCUUCCAAAUGAUAAUUAAGAGAAAUUGACUUUUGAAGACAUGAGAGCAACUGGAAAUAUGUCUCAGGGCCAACAUAUGUAUGUAAAGUUUGUGAUGUCAUCCUGUUACAUGAGAAGUGACAAAACCUGCAACAUUUUUGUCUACUUUAUGCAGAAAAUCAUCUACUAAAGACAAUUCUACUUUUUUCCAUUUAGAAAAACAAAUUUCAACAUCAUGUGUAGCUGACUUGUUAACUGUCUUACAGGGAUAAAGGAAAAAUGCCACUAUCUAAGUUUGUGAAUGAUUUCUGUUGGCAUCACUCACCACAUCCACUUACCUAAACCUCUGUGUAUUAGCAUAGAUAGCUUGUAUAAGUUAAUGUAUCAGAACCAUUUUUCCUGUCAGUAUGGGAUGGUGAAAUGUCAGAUAUUUGCAUAAUGUGCCUCUGUGACUUCAUUUGUUAUAUUUUCAAAAAAAUGCAUCUACAGUGGUACUGUGUGCCCAUUGAGAUGACUUACACCCUUCAUUCCUGUUGACAGACAUUAUGUGAAGGCAACCUUUAAGUCCCUUUAAUCUUGCAGUAAUUCACACAAGUUUGCACCUUCUCUCUACACUGCUGCACAGUAAAUAGUCAGCAAAGUAAAUAUUGUUCAGUACCAUAUUAAAUAGCCAUGUGUUAUUUCCCAGUUAUUCCUACAUAGACUUGACACAUAGAGUAAAUGUUAGCCAACUUUUAGAAAAUAUACUGUUUAAUGGUACUCUGAAGAAGUUAGGCACAAGGCUAAAUGGUGAAUAGCAGGAUUAUUUACCAUGCAAGUGUCCAUCAGUAGUAAAUUUCACAAAGUGCGCUACAGCUGCCUUGUUUUUCUAUACUGCUUUUUAAUAAUGUUGCUGUUGGCUUUAAUUAAAGUUUUAAACAAAGGGAACUGUGUACAGAGAAAUAAGCAUUUCUCUGGGUCUGAUCUCUUAACCUGUAUGCUGUAAACAAUAUGUAAAUAUGUAUAAAAAACGAGAGAUAGAUAGAAUUUUACCUUUUCCUCAGUAGGAUAGCUACUUAGUUAAUUCCUUUUUGAAGUUGUAGGGUACUAGACUGGAAGUAAGUGCUAGCUAGCUAGCUUAUACAAUAUAUUUGUACACACACAUAUGCACAAAAUAAUUUAAGGCUGAUAUCUGCACUUGUUUGACACAGUAAUGGCUGGAGUGUGUGUGUGUACAUCUGUGUGUUACUGAGUGAUUGGUAUAAUUAUUUUCAAGACACAUAUAUUUGUUGUCAUCUUUUGCAAAAAUGAGAUACUGUGGUCGAUGGCUGUUCACCUACAGACAACAUCCCUCCCUUUGUGUUGCCAUUUGCCGGGUUAAAUAUCUAUUCUGUGCACUGCAUUUGUCCCCCUAUUUCAGUGUCUAAUCUAGGUCUCUUCCUGUUAAUAAGAAUGCCUCUUUCAUGAGCAGCUGACUGGUAGUGUUAGAUCAUGUGGAUGUUGAAAAUAAACUAUUGAUAUCAGUGUUUCUGACACAUUACAGCAGUAGAAGUUUUCAUUGUAAUAAAGACAGACCCAGAAAAAGGAUGCAAAGUAAUGACAUUGAAGUUCCAGUGAUUUUACAGCUUGUUUAAACAUUCUGUGAGCUGCUGCUUUUGUAAUAUGACAGAGACAUAUAUAAAAAAGAGCAUUAUUGACAUGA
This is a messenger RNA of Protopterus annectens (West African lungfish), 4421 nucleotides long. It is a transcript of the gene MEGF9, whose product is annotated as multiple EGF like domains 9. The transcript is spliced from 6 exons. Gene Ontology annotation, biological process: axon guidance. NCBI's taxonomy places the organism in Eukaryota, Metazoa, Chordata, Ceratodontiformes, Protopteridae. The coding region runs from base 201 to 2138 and encodes 645 amino acids. Gene Ontology annotation, molecular function: extracellular matrix structural constituent. The record is from RefSeq and is a predicted model, not a curated record. Gene Ontology annotation, cellular component: basement membrane.